Messenger RNA from Homarus americanus (American lobster), 1599 nucleotides. It is a transcript of the gene Pex16, whose product is annotated as peroxisomal membrane protein PEX16-like. Gene Ontology annotation, biological process: peroxisome organization. Lineage: Eukaryota; Metazoa; Arthropoda; Malacostraca; Decapoda; Nephropidae. The transcript has 8 exons. The record is from RefSeq and is a predicted model, not a curated record. Gene Ontology annotation, cellular component: peroxisomal membrane. The coding region runs from base 336 to 1157 and encodes 273 amino acids.
CCAUGGCUCCUGCUGCUGGUGGCUACUCUCACACAUACCCGGACUGGUUUGUUCGGUAUAAGAAAUGGGUAAUGAACAACCCAAUGGCUGCUGCCGAAAUGGAGGCUGUAGUGAAGUGGGGUUCUUAUAUUUUAGCAGAAUUAGAAGACUCCUGGGUAAGUUGUGAAGGGCUGUGGAGGGUAUAACUGUCCUGCUUCGGCUGUGGUGGGUAUAGCCAUCCUACUUCGAUGAAGAAUCGGUAUAGCAAAUGGUCAUGGAACUGGUGAUUAAUAGGGCGUUUAAAACUCUCAACUCUCCUCUGUGAGAUUGUGUAUUCAGGAUCAAGACUUUUUGAAAUGUUUAAUGACUUCUUAAUAAAAGGAACUCUACCACAACUCACAGCAAAGGAAGGUAACAAGUUAAAGAUGUUGCUAACAGUGAUGGAAUAUGUUGAAGUACUGGUAGAAGUAGCUGCCGUCCAACUCUGGGGAGAAAUGGGCCGCUGGGCAGUGGUCACUAUUAUCCAGCUUGCCAAGUGUAUUGGACGCUUUAUAUUGUUAUUAAGGUACAAAACAUCUAUAGUGUCAUCACCCCCUGUUAAGCCAUUGGACAGGAGAGCUGCCAUUAAAACAAAACAGGAGCGACUUCUGUGUUCAACUCCUGGAUCAAGUCCAGAAGUGAUUCGAUUACCACACUCUGGUCGAGUUAUGAGAACCCUGGCUGGAGCUCCACCGAUCCAUCAGCGGUCUUUUACUCCUCCACAACCCCUUAACAAUAAUGAAAAUGAGGCAGCCAAACUGAAGAUUAUGUCAACAAAGCAUCUUACGGCAGAGGCUAUGCAUAUACUACGCCCUAUUUGUCAUUUAAGUAGCCUGUACCUCUUUGGACAACAGUCCUGGGCACCAUGGAUACUGUCGUUAGGCAUGGAUGUAACAAGCCUGAAGUUGUACAACGAAUCCCUGCUUACUGCUGCUGAAAAGACUGAACUAGCUGUCCGAAGAAUCAACCUGUUGUAUUAUCUUGUGCGAUCUCCAGCGUUCCAUUCAGUCACCCAUAGACGUAUACAAUAUUUCUUGACUACUGUUGGAAAUAGAAUACCAUUUGCUCGAACCAUUUGUCAACCAUUGCUUGAUUACAUCCCAGAGUGGCAAAAAAUAUAUGCCUAUACCUGGAGUUAAAAUUUGGAUUGCUGUACUAUAUAAGUGAGAUUGAUUACCAGGUUAGUCUAUUAUUUAUACAGUACAGUAUAACCUCACAUAAUUGUGUGAGCUAUACGGGCAGACACAUGUUUACAAAUGUGAAAAAUUAAAAUUUCUGAAAAGUACCGAUGUAUACUGUACAUAUUUUAUCUAAAAUACAUCCUAAGAUAGUAUUACAGUAGUAAUAAUGUGGUCAUAAACAUGUAACUUUAAAAUGAAAAAGACUCAUAAAUUCAGUUUAAUUAGGGGAAGGGACAGAUACAAUGUACAUAAAAUGAAAUGUUGCUGAAGGAGUGAUAUUUGCUAAAAUCUCUGUACAGUGAGUUCUGCUAUAACGCGUGUUUUUAUAACGUGAAUUUGCUCUAACGCGAUUUAUGAAUAGAGGAACGAUAUUUGUAUAACGCGAACGCUUGUUUGCUGU